UUCUUUUUCUUAUCAGAAUGUCGCAUACUCAGGCCGAAAGUGUGAUAAAAAAUAUUAUACGGGAAAUUGCUCAAGAAUGUGCCGAAAAGGGGCAAAAUGUAUCUGAAACCAUGGUAGCAUUUGUGGUAAAGGCUAUAGUAUUAGACUCAAGGAAUGGCUUUAAUGUGGACCGUGUUCUCACAAAAAAUGAUGUACAGAAGCUCAUUAAGCUUUGUGUGGACAGAUUGCUUGACACGAGAAGUCCUUCACUAGAAACAAUAAAGAUGCAAGUGUAUUUUGACAUGAAUUAUACAAGUAGAGGAGAGUUUUUAGAUGAACACCAUCAGGUCCUGGAAUCUAGACUUGCACCUGUGAGCAGGGAGAUCACCGACAGCCGA
Staurois parvus is the source of this 377-nucleotide messenger RNA. Lineage: Eukaryota; Metazoa; Chordata; Amphibia; Anura; Ranidae. The record is from the annotation of a GenBank genome assembly.